Molecule: messenger RNA, 1364 nt
Organism: Astrephomene gubernaculifera
Lineage: Eukaryota; Viridiplantae; Chlorophyta; Chlorophyceae; Chlamydomonadales; Astrephomenaceae
Source: the annotation of a GenBank genome assembly
CCUACACUUACCAACAUUCGAAAUUCAUACUCUGAACCUACCCCAUCGAGGUCAUUUAGUUACCUGUCAAAAGGACUUCGCCGAACGCGAUUGCCCAGCUGCUUAACGUCUAUAGAUCAUCCCUUCCCCUGCGUCACUAGUUAAGUAGUUAGACUAAAAAAAUAAGAAACGCGGCGAGCAAGGUGCAGUGCGACAGCUCUCGACAAGACGACUUUGUGUCGUGUUGAGGGAACAGAGCGCAAGCAGCGACAGCUUGCGAUUUCACGCAAGGAGGCAUUACCUGCGGCUCGUAACCCCCGACGACGUCAUCAGCGAAACACCUGGCUGACGGCAUUAGCAGCUCAGCUGGGUUGCGGACAUGGACGACGGCACAUUCAUAGACGAGCAAGGAAAUCGACGUCUACGUGACACGGAGUUCAUCUUACCGGUGGUGGUUGGUACCUGCGCGUGGUGGUUAGGCAAGAAGGCUGGCGAUGUGACGCACCGGUGGACUGUGUACCUGCGGGGUGCCAACAACCAGGACAUCAGCCACCUGGUGCACAAGGUGACGUUCGAGCUGCACCACACCUUCCCCAACCCGCACCGAGUGGUCCUGCAGCCGCCGUACGAGGUGACGGAGCAGGGCUGGGGCGAGUUCGACAUCAACAUCACGUUGAGUUUCUCUCCCGACAGUCGCGAGAAGGACGUGUCCAUCCUGCACCGACUGAAGCUGUACGAGGAUGAGAACACGCCCAACACCACCAAGAAGCCCGUCAUGAGCGAGAUCUACGAGGAGCUGGUGUUCAGCGAGCCCGUGGAGGCCUUCUACCGCCGCAUCGCAGCCACGCCGCCGCGGCCGGCCCCGCCGCUGAGCUGCCAGCCGUACACCUCGCAGCACGAGGAGCGCGCGGAGGCGGAGAAGCUCAAGGAGUGCCGCGCGCGGGUGGCGGCCAUGGUGGCGGAGGUGCGGAAGGACUUUGAGGGCGCGCGGUAGGGGGGCGGUUGCGGUUGAUGUUGUGUGGGGGGCCAAAUUGAGGUGAAUGAGAGGGGAGGUAGGCGUGUUGGUUGGGAUGUGGUGUACGGUGGGUCGCUGCAUGAGGUGAUACGACACGGUACUUGUAGGGUGGGGACGGUACGGUGGAGGUGUACGGCGGCGGCUUGAGGUGUCAGCGGGUGGAAUGGGUGGAGCCUGCUGCGGCGCAGUGACCAAGGUCAGGCCAAUGGUCAUGGUCGCAAUGUGCGCAUGGAAGUACGGAGUAGUAUGCACGGGGAGACGUGGAACAUUGAGAUGUGGGAUCCAACACAGAUGUGCUCGACUGAAUGCGCAAGCUGACGAGCUGUCCCAUGGGUCGCCAAAGGCAAUCCAUGUGUAAUGGAACGUUAUG